UGAUGACUGUUGUGAGUUGAUGAGAAACCCUCCGAGGCUGCUCAUUGUGAUCGUUCCCCCAACACCAAACUGCGCUUGGAGAUCGGGUGGCUUCUCCAGAAAGGUGAUAAUCAUUCUUUAAGAUUGGCGUUCCAGAACCCCAGCUGUACUUCACACAUACAGCAGCUGGUUGGACUGACCGCUGGCCUCUGCCAAGCGUGAAUCGCCUGCUUGCACCCUGACUGGCUGCGCCGUUUGAGACCACCAGCCAGCUGAAGUCUCACGGUUUUGAUUGGACCCCUGUCUGGCCCCAACUUUCCAGACGGCCCGGUUCCCAUUUCCCAAGGAGACGACGACCACUUCCAACUGGAAGUCUUCAGCGCAAAGGAUCGCCGCCUGCAAGCUGAGUCGCGAUGCCGCUUCGCUAACCUAGGAACACUUGUUUUCUAGAAGCAGCACACGAGCGAGCGAGCGCAACACUCGACGCCGCGUCAAGAUGGGCUUGGGCGUUCUCGAGGACAGGGCCAUGGCCCAUGUCCCAGGGACGACCCGAUACUUUGACGACCCGGAGCGACCACAGUAUGCAGCCAACGGCGCAGAAGGGCUCAAGUGUGACACCAGCGGGCCGGUGCCCAUCAUCCUCGUCCCGCAGCCGUCGGACGACCCCAACGACCCGCUCAACUGGCCGCUGUGGAAGCGCGACCUCAUCACCUUUAUCCUCUCCAUGACAGCCAUCUUCGCGACCUGCCUGGGCCCGAUCCUCGCCGCCAACACGCUGACGCUGACCUUCGACUUCACCAUCCCCUUCAGCAAGGUCGCCGCGCUGACGGGGUGGUACCUGCUGGGCGUGGGCAUCUCGGCCUUCAUCUUCGUGCCAUCGGGCCGUAUCUGGGGCAAACGCCAUCUGUUUGUUCUCGGGACGAUCCUGCUGGUGGCCACUUCGGCAUGGGGCGGAGCCUCGCGGCACAAGUACACGAGCAUGGUGUGGUCGCGCGUCUUUCAGGGCGUCGCGACGGCUCCAUUCGAGUCGCUGCUCAAUGCUGCGGUGGGAGACCUGUAUUUUGUGCACCAGAGAGGCAUUCGCAUGGCUUUCACCAACCUGGCCGCCUUUGGAGGCGCCUUCUUCACGCCGAUUCUUGUCGGCAAGAUCACCCACACGUUGGGCUGGUGGUGGACGUUCUACUUUGUCGCCAUCUUCUGUGGCGUUUGCGUCCCGAUCGUCUACUUUUUCUGCCCGGAGACGGCCUACCGCCGGGACACGACCCUGCAGCUUGACAUGCUGAGCACCGAGAAUCCUGCGGUGGGCAAGGCUGAACUGCCGGCAGGCGAUCCGGAGAAGUCGGGUGCUAGCACCGGCCGUGCUUCCGACGGGACGGAGACGAAUGGCGAAGCUGUCCGGGCCAAUGGGGCGAACGGAGCCACCCACGGACCGGUGCCUGUCGGCGUCAAGGCACAACCGCGGCAGAAAACCUUCGUGCAGUCGCUGGCACUCUUCGACGGCCGCAAGACCGACGAGAGCUUCUGGAAGCUGCUGCUCCGCCCGUUGCCGCUCUUCCUGCAGCCAGCCUUCCUCUGGGCUUGUCUCGUCCAGGGUUGCAUGAUCGGCUGGACCGUCUUUAUCGGCGUGAUUCUUGCUCAGUUCUUCCUCUCGACGCCGCUGUGGUGGACCGAGGUGGAGACGGGAUACGCCUACACGGCGGCCUUCAUCGGCGCCGUCGGCGGCUUCGUCAUCGCCGGCGUGCUGUCCGACUGGACUGCGCGGUACAUGACGAAGCUGAACAACGGCAUCUACGAGCCCGAGUUCCGUAUCGUCCUCGUUCUUCCCCAGAUGAUCCUGGGCUGUGCGGGCCUGUACGGCUGGGGUAUCACGGUUGAUGGCUUGCUACACAGCAAAUAUCACUACACCGUCCCACUGACGUUUUUCGGGCUCGAAGUGGCCGGCAUGGUGAUCGGUGCCGUCGCAAGCUCGUUGUACAUUGUGGAUGCCUACCGUGACUUGGCCAUCGAGGGCUUCACUUGCAUGAUCGUCUUCAAGAACGUCUUCAGCUUUGGCUUAACUUUGAGGGCAUUCGAGUGGCUCGUCCAGAGCGGAACCAAGGCAAAGCCCUUGUUUACCAUCGUUGCCUCGGUUCAAAUAGUCAUCUGCCUGCUUAGCAUUCCCAUGUACAUCUUCGGCAAACGGAUCCGCAGCUUCUUCCAUCGCCAUGACCUGCUCGAGAUUUUCAAGGUCAGAUGAUGAUGGUACUCUAGGUUUGCAACCUGAAUCUCCUCGUUUUAUGCCUUGGGUAACCCUCGCCGGGACCGAAUUUGGUAAAGGCAGUGUUAUAAUGAUGGUUCUUGUAUAGGUACGGUUUCAGGUUGGCACGCAUGACAUAUAAUGAGGUCCACCCGCGGAGGAUGCGUUGGAUUUGUAACUUGUAAUAACUUCGCUCGAGGUUUGCGUAUUAGUAGAUUCUACAUA
Molecule: messenger RNA, 2440 nt
Organism: Chaetomium strumarium
Lineage: Eukaryota; Fungi; Ascomycota; Sordariomycetes; Sordariales; Chaetomiaceae
Product: major facilitator superfamily domain-containing protein
Exons: 4
Coding region: 476-2215 (579 amino acids)
Biological process (GO): transmembrane transport
Cellular component (GO): plasma membrane
Molecular function (GO): transmembrane transporter activity
Source: RefSeq, a predicted model, not a curated record